AAAAGGGUAUACCACCACCACUUCCUCUUGCUACGUAGCACUUAUCUUCUCAGCGAUAUCAAUGACAAUGACUCCUUCAGCCUACCACUUCCUCUUCUUCUUCCUCCUCUUCUCUUCUCCGAGUCUCAUCGCCGGCCAACUGUUGUACAACGUCUGCGGCACCACCGGCAAUUUCACCGCUAACAGCACCUACCAAACCAACCUCCAUCGCGUCCUAUCCUACCUCUCCCACAACGGCUCCACCUCCGGGUUCGCCACCACCACCUUCGGCCAAAUUCCCGACCUCGUGAUCGGCCUGGCGCUCUGCCGCGGCGACGUCAAGACCACCGAGUGCCGCGCGUGCCUGAACACCGCGACGCAGGACGCGCAGCAGGUCUGCCCCUUCAACAGGGCGUCCAUGGUCUGGUAUGACUUCUGCUUCCUCCGCUUCUCCAACGUGGAAUUCCUCGGCUCCACCAGCAACGACCCGGAACUCCUCUUGGGCAACACCGCCUACGUCAGCAACCCACAACGCUUCGAUCGCCUCCUCAAUCUUUUACUCAACGCGACCCUCGACAGAGCAGCCAGAUCGGACAAACGGUUCGCGACGGGCGUGGUGAGAAAAUUCACGGAGGAGAACCCGACGGUGUACGGGCUGGUGCAGUGCUUACCAAGCUUGUCGGAGUCUCAAUGCCGGCAGUGCGUGCGCGGUCUGUACGACCCGCUGCCGUCGUUCCUACAGGGGAGGCAGGGGGGAAGGGUCCUCGGCGUGACAUGCACCAUGAGGUACGAGAUCUAUUCCUUCUUCGAGGGCUCGCCCAAGGUUAAACUCACAGUCCCGCUGGAAAACGGCACUCCGCCUCCUCCGCCGCCUCCGCCACCUCCGCCUGCCGUCCCCUCCCCCUGACAAGGAGGAAAAGAAGUGGUCCUCUUUAAUGGCAAGAAAUCGUCCGGUUGCGGUGCCUGGUUGCGUCCACGAGUUACCUUCGAAGAGAAGGAGCCAGGAGCCCACCAAGAUUGCCAUUAAAGUAAAUAAAGGGGAGAAAAUUCUAGAAUUCCAUAAGUCUUGAAUUGGUCAACUGCAGAGAUAGAAAAUUAUCUAAAUAAAGCUUAUUAUUGAUCUUCUGUUCAUGAGUGUUUCUUCAUGUAUAAUAAAAUCUAUGUCUCUAGAUUUGCCAUA
Zingiber officinale is the source of this 1159-nucleotide messenger RNA. Its product is annotated as cysteine-rich repeat secretory protein 38-like. Lineage: Eukaryota; Viridiplantae; Streptophyta; Magnoliopsida; Zingiberales; Zingiberaceae. The transcript has 2 exons. Bases 62 to 886 code for a protein of 274 amino acids. The record is from RefSeq and is a predicted model, not a curated record.